Phyllotreta striolata is the source of this 897-nucleotide messenger RNA. NCBI's taxonomy places the organism in Eukaryota, Metazoa, Arthropoda, Insecta, Coleoptera, Chrysomelidae. The record is from the annotation of a GenBank genome assembly.
UUUGCUUAGACACUCCCAAAGUUGUUUUUGUUGUGCGUUGUAAGAGUCGUAUUUAUUUAUUUUCACAAAAUUUCGUUUUAAAACCAACAAGCAAAGUUGAGCAAUUAUAAAUUUACACAGAAAGAGUCGCAAAGGACAAUAAUGACCAACUAAUUUCGUGUAACUUGCCCUAAUUAAGCAGCACAUAACACAUUUAAGGACGCUAUUCCAAAUUCCAUAUUAACCAGAUUUGGUGUAUCAAACAAAAAUGGCAUCAGAACAUUCCAAAAAGAGCGGAAAACUGGCCCCUCUUUCUCCGCCUCCGAUACAGGAUAUAUCGGACGACGAGCUCGUCACCAUAUCGGUACGCGAUCUCAACAGGCAAUUAAAACUGCGGGGCCUAUCCAGAGAAGAAAUCGUCCGCAUGAAGCAGAGAAGACGGACGCUGAAAAACCGAGGGUACGCAGCCUCCUGCAGGAUCAAACGGAUCGAACAAAAAGACGAACUGGAAACCGUAAAAACCCACGAAUGGAAGAGCAUGGAGGACCUGCAAGAUGAAGUGUCCAAAAUGAAGACGGAAGUGCGGGAAAUCGGCGACAGAUACGAAGCCCUUAAACGUUUCGCAGCCUUAAAUAAAAUACCCAUUCCACCUGAACUGGAACAGAUAACAUGAAAGUGCGUAUAAAAAAUUGGACGGGAGUGGCUACAUGGAGAUGGGUGGCAAACGAUGACAAUUGCGGAAUAUGCAGGAUGCCUUUCGACGGAUGUUGCCCCGAUUGUAAAUUGCCGGGCGACGAUUGCCCUCUGGUGUGGGGCCAAUGUUCGCAUUGCUUUCACAUGCACUGCAUCGUGAAAUGGUUGCAAUCUCAACCGGUCAACCAACAGUGUCCGAUGUGUAGGCAGGAGUGGAAGUUUAAC